UUAGCCUCUACGGAUAUAACCCGGAUCCGAAUCGAAACAGGAACAUAUUUUUCUCUUUGAAUGAAACCUUCUCGUCGCUCACAUUGGCACGAAACAGCUGCGAAUCACCUACCUCGCUCGAUCCGAAUCCAUCUGCAACUUCAGUUCGUCUUCUUCAAAGAUCAUGCCUGGGCAGAAGAUUGAAACAGGUCAUACAGACAUAAUCCAUGAUGUCUGUAUGGAUUACUAUGGAAAAAGAGUAGCAUCCGCCUCCUCUGAUGCCACCAUCAAGAUAAUCAGUGUCACCACCACCACCACCACCACCGCCACCUCACACCCCCUUGCCACAUUGACAGGUCACAAUGGUCCAGUCUGGCAGGUUGCAUGGGCCCACCCCAAAUUCGGGUCACUUCUUGCAUCAUGUUCAUACGAUGGCACUGUAAUAAUCUGGAAAGAAGGCAACUUAAACGACUGGACACUUGCUCACACCUUUAAUAACCACAAAUCAUCUGUAAACUCAAUCGCGUGGGCCCCACAUGAACUUGGUCUCUGUUUAGCUUGUGGGUCCUCUGAUGGGGACAUUUCGGUUCACACUGCCAGGUCAGACGGUGGGUGGGACACCACAAAGAUUGACCAAGCUCACCCUGUUGGCGUGACAACUGUCACGUGGGCCCCAUCAAUGACACCUGGAUCUUUAAUCGGGUCUGGUGUGUUUGACCCUGUUCAGAAGUUAGCAUCAGGUGGAAAUGACAACAUUGUGAAGAUAUGGAAUUUUGUUAAUGGAGAAUGGAAAUUGGAUUCCAUUCCUACCCUUAAAAUGCAUGGUGAUAUUGUAAGGGAUGUGGCGUGGGCCCCAAAUUUAGGGCUUCCAAAGAGCACAAUUGCAAGUGCUUCACAAGAUGGGAGUGUUGUGAUAUGGAGUGUGGGUGGGAAAGAAGGUGAGGAGUGGAAAGGGAAGGUGUUAAAUGACUUUAAAGCCCCUGUUUGGAGAGUGUCGUGGUCGCUAACUGGGAAUCUUUUGGCUGUUGCUUCUGGGGACAAUAAUGUCACGUUGUGGAAAGAAGCUCUUGAUGGCGAAUGGCAACAGGUAAAAACUUCUGAAUAGUUUUUUUUUUUUUUUUUUUUUUAUUCAAUACAGAAUUUUGAAAAUUUUUUUUUAAUGCAUGUUUUGUUGUUUUAAAUUGGGAAUGAUUUAUGUGAUUGGUUGUUUUGAAAAUGUUAGAAGGAACAAAAGUGAUGGAUGAUAUGGUUUAUGUUUAGUUUUUGAUGACUUGUAUGACUCUCAUCAUUAAGUUCUGAAUCUUAAUAGAUGAUUUCAUA
Molecule: messenger RNA, 1299 nt
Organism: Lactuca sativa (garden lettuce)
Lineage: Eukaryota; Viridiplantae; Streptophyta; Magnoliopsida; Asterales; Asteraceae
Product: protein transport protein SEC13 homolog B
Biological process (GO): COPII-coated vesicle budding; protein import into nucleus
Cellular component (GO): COPII vesicle coat; nuclear pore outer ring
Molecular function (GO): protein binding; structural molecule activity
Source: RefSeq, a predicted model, not a curated record